CAUACCAUCACGAAGCUAUAUUAUAUGCAGCUCGGCUAAUUAUGCCAUGUGAAGCUAGAUUAGUCAAUAUUUUGUACACCCCAAGCUAGUCCCGUUUUUCAUAUUAUUUAUCUUCUCCACAAUAUUUAUCCUUCUCCACACCAAAUUACAAGAUUUUAAAGUUAUAUAAGAAAAAAUAGUUAUAUGAGAAAAUGUUUAAAACGUACGCAUAGCAUGCAUUCCAUUUUAUUAUUAUAAAAUAAAAUUUUAUAUUAUUAUAAAUUAUAUUUACUUCUAUUCAAUUGAAAUAUGUCUUAGAGAAUAUUAGAGAGGACUCAUUUGUCAUCCUCUGCCGCUUCCUUAUAAAUAACACAUAUGAGCCAUUAAAGAGUCCCACAAACGCAAAAGACUUUAAAACAUAGUAAUGAAUAUGGCAACCGAAGAGAAACCAAAAAAGAAGAAGAGUCUCAUGAGCUUCUACAAGUUCUCCACUACCACAUCGAAGCAGUCACUCAUAAACCCUAAAUUCAAACCCAACAAAGACUCGAUCCCACCAUCAUCACUAUCGCAAGAAGAUGCAUCAAAACCCAUAGUCCCCCGUCCAAACAAAAUGCCAAACCAUCUGGUGAGAGACAUCUUCGAGUUAGAGACUAGUAGUAAAGAGAGAAAGAAAGGCGGUGAUGGUGGUGGUGCGGCGGAGGAAGGGAGAAAAUCGGUGUCUCACGUGGAGAGGGAUACAACGGCGAGGAUAGCCGCGGCGGCGGAGAUGUUAACGGUGAGGAUAUUAGCGGCGGACAUGCCGGGGUUUAUGCAGGCACAUGCGUUCAGGUGUGCGAGAACGACAUUAGAUAGUUUGGAGAAGUUUAGUUCCAAGCACAUGGCUUUCAAUCUCAAGAAGUCCACAUUUAUACGAACAACUAGUCAGAAAACUCAUUUUCAACACCAAACAUCUAAAAUGAAUACAAAGUAUGAGGGGGAAAGAGACACAUCAUGCCGCUUAACCAAUUCCUUUUUCAUAUCAAUCAAAUGACUGGUGUCUCCAUGAGCUGCAAAAAAAAAAAUUUAAUGUGGGUGAAUAAAUAAUGUUUGGUCCUCAAAAAAACCAUGCGGUACUCUUUCACUCUUAUCCCUUUGUUAUUUUCAACUUAUUUUGGAUCCUUCUUUUGUUGUUCCACGUUAAGGAACGCUGUGCUUUGACUAUAAGCUCUCUUGGCAAUUAUUUUUGUUGACAAUUAGUAAAUAGAAGAAUGAUUUUUAUAACUAUGUACACUAAAAAGUGUACAAAACAAAUAUUCUGCUAAAGAUGUUUCCUAUCAUGAACAUUCAAAUGUAUAACAUAAUGGUGGAACAACUGAAGAACUAGCAUCGAAAUCAUAUUUCAAAAUAUCACAAAAUGCUAGAAGCUUUGUUAUAGAAAAUAAACAUUCUUUUGGUCAACAACUUAAAAAAAAAAUUAAGUGCACAUACAAAGAAAAGACAUAGCAAGAAUGAUCUGAAAGCCUUUUCAAAAAAAAAAAAAGAUUUUAAAACCGUGAAGACCAAUUAAUUAA
Molecule: messenger RNA, 1529 nt
Organism: Brassica napus (rape)
Lineage: Eukaryota; Viridiplantae; Streptophyta; Magnoliopsida; Brassicales; Brassicaceae
Exons: 3
Coding region: 404-1009 (201 amino acids)
Biological process (GO): microtubule-based process
Cellular component (GO): dynein complex
Molecular function (GO): dynein light intermediate chain binding; dynein intermediate chain binding
Source: RefSeq, a predicted model, not a curated record